UAUUGUGGUGUAGCCCAGUUUUUACAAAACCUGCAGGGAAAUUUCACAGCUUGAGUUUAGUUGCUUAAGUUGUACAAGGUCUCCCGAAAUGAUGAUACGAGUUGAAUCCAAGAACGCGUUGAUUGAACCAAAUGAAAGUGAGGACUCCUACAAUUCAGGGAAAAUAAAGCACUGGAUCAUAACGUUUAUUCGUCGGUUUGGGGAAAUUCUAGAGUGCCCAGUGUGUUUCAACAAAAUGGAUGUUUCCCUGAAGUUGUGUGUCAACGGACAUGGGACUUGCAGCAAUUGCCGACGGAAUGUGAACAAGUGCCCCACUUGUCGUGGAGAGUUUGUUGAAAUGUCCGGAAACAAAUUUUUGUCACUAGCAAUAGAUCAAAUUAGUGAUUUUUUUUUGUCAAGUGGUCACACUUGUACCCUGAAUGACCCAGAUUGCUUAACUGAUCCCGGAUUGAUAUCAAUGUGGGAAUAUGAAUUUGGACGCCUGGUGUUUGGAUUGCAUACAAUUUUUAAAUGUCCAGGUUGUAACGUGAAGAUGGACAAAAAUCUAGUACUCUGCACCGACGGCCACGCGGAGUGUAGGGAGUGCGCAAGCAAGAAUGAGACUCAAACGUGUCUUACGUGUAAAAAGAAUUUGCUGUUCAAGUUUCACCAGAACACCUUGUUGGCUAAAAUCAUAGAAAGCGAACCUAAACUUUGCCCUAAUGCUGUGGUACAAGGCAAACAUAAAGAAGACUAUAACUGUGAAUACCUACCCACCCAAUGCUUGGUAGCACACUGUGAUUGGAAAGGAUUUGUUAAAAAUCUGCUGAAACAUGUCAAAAAAUGUCAUCCUUUUGGAAAAGGAGAGUGUUUAAACGUCAAACAGAGAGGCUGUUAUUCAUUUGAUUUAGAUGAGUCCAAAGCCUUCUAUACGCCCAUCAUUUUUCAAGACCAGGUCUUCUGGAAAUACUUCCAUAGGGAUGGCACGACAAAAACCAUCACCCAUAAACUUUACUUACCAACAUCCAAGCCACCUUGCAAGUACUACUUGAACAUUACGUUUGAAGAAGGCGACAUCAAAUUUGAGCAAUCCUGUGAAGCUAUACACGGAGAGGAUUGUUAUAACACAAUAUACAAGAAGCUUGCAAACCGUGACAUGGACGUCCAAAGAGGUCUUGUCAUACCAGAUCAUGUAAUAAACACAUUUUCAGUCCCGGGCUUAAGAAAAACAUACUACUACUAUAUGAAGUUAAUAAUUGAGGACAUUGCUUAGGUAGAAUGUUCUAAAAUAUCACAUCCGAAACAAUACCCAUAUGUGACAGCAAAUUUCAUUGAUUUAAAACUGGUGACUUAAUCAAAAUGUGUGUUGCUCAAUUUCUAUGGAUUCUUCAGUAAUACCCUGGUUUCUCGCAAAGAGCAGGUACUUAUUUUUGGAAUCAUUUGUUUUUAAACCUACUUUUUCCGCUUCUCUCAUAAAUAGUUAGGUUAAAGUCUUGAGAUCCUCUCGUUUUUCUGCAAUUACAAAAACAUCAUCUGCAAAGCUAAUAUGUUUAACCUGGUUCCUAUUUUGACACCUAUGUCCCUUUCUGCUACCUUCUGUAGAGCUUUAAUGGAGAUAGAAAAUAGACAAUAGACAAUAAUCUUUAUUGACAUGUUCGUUGAGAACAG
Macrosteles quadrilineatus (aster leafhopper) is the source of this 1647-nucleotide messenger RNA. RefSeq lists its product as uncharacterized. The transcript has 3 exons. Gene Ontology annotation, molecular function: ubiquitin protein ligase activity; ubiquitin conjugating enzyme binding. Gene Ontology annotation, biological process: multicellular organism development; proteasome-mediated ubiquitin-dependent protein catabolic process. Lineage: Eukaryota; Metazoa; Arthropoda; Insecta; Hemiptera; Cicadellidae. Gene Ontology annotation, cellular component: cytoplasm. The record is from RefSeq and is a predicted model, not a curated record. The coding region runs from base 89 to 1252 and encodes 387 amino acids.